GGGGGGGGGGGGGGGCAUCAGAGAGGCUAUAUAAGUGCGCGCGCGCAAGAGGCCACACUAGAAGAAGCCCUGAGCGCUGAUUUCCCCCGCGGAAACAUCUCACGAUGUCCCCACUCCUGUACAUCCUCACACUGGGCCUGCCGCUUCUCAGCGGCGCGUCCUCCCCGAGCGUCCAGCCCGACCUGAGCGCCGACACGCUCUCCGCGGCAAAGCAGGCCUGCGCGGCACUGCGGCAGACGCUCGGCCCGUCGAUCGUCGCGAGCAGCGGGCCGGAGUACACACACACCGCCGCGGACACAUGGAGUCUCUUCAACUCCCGCACGCACCCGACGUGCAUCGUGUAUCCGCGCACGUCGACGCACGUCCAAGCGGCGAUGGCUAGCAUCUACCAGUUCGGGUCCAGGUACUCUCUGCAGUCGGGCGGGCACAGCGCCAUGAUUGGCUGGAAUAGUAUCACCGACGGCGUGCUGAUCGCGUUUUCGCACAUGAACUCGACGACGUACGACCCCCGCAGCAAGACAGCCACUGUGCAGCCAGGCGUGCACUGGGGCGAUGCUCUCGACGCGGUGCAAUCGCAUGGGGUGUCGGUGCUCGGUGGUCGUGCGAGCGACAUCGGCACGGGCCUGCUUCUCGGCGGCGGAAUCAGCUUUGUUUCUCCGCUGUAUGGCUGGUCCUCCGACCUGAUCAAGGAGAUGGAUGUCGUGCUGCCCACUGGGAAGAUGGUGACUGCAUCCGAGACGAACGCGUACGGCGAUCUUUUCCAGGCGCUCAAAGUUGGCGCCAAUCGGUUCGGGAUUGUUACUCGUUACGAGCUGUAUGUGGCGGAGACCGGCACGAAGGAUGACAAGAGGUGGUACGGUGGGAUCAUUACGUUCCCGGGUGACCAGGCGGAGGCGUUCAGCAAUGCGACUGCAAAGUACAUCCGUGAAACCAGGGACCCCAAAGCUGGCCUCAUCUCUCUCAUGAACGUUCUUCCGACUCCGGCCAACAUCGCGUACAUGUUCUACCAAGGCAGCUCCCUCCCCGAAUCCAUCUUCGGCGACUUUCUCGCGAUCCCAGGCGCGAGCCCGGCAUUCUCGCCCCUGAGCUACUACGACAUCGAGAUGCUGAUCCCCGGCAACGGACGCGGGAACGGAAACCAGUUUGGUGGCUCCGCGUGGGUGGGCGACGAAGCCACGUACUGGGCGGGCUAUCAGAAACUGCAGAGCUUCGCGGCUCAGUACGGAUCCAAGCUUCACGGUGCAUUCCUGAUCGUGUCGCCGAUCCCGGAAGUGCAGUGGCGGGCGUCGCGGAACGGGAAGAGCCUGGUCGGAAAUCCGGGUGUGUCGUACGGCGCUAUCAACUACAACCUCGUGUAUCCUGCCGGUGUCUCGACGUUGCCUGCUGAUGCGGACGCGGGUUUCCAGCGGAUGCUGCAGGAGUCAGUGUCUUGUAAUCGAUAUCCGGUAGUUGCUGAUGGCUUCCGCAGAGCUGCUCAGAGCAAAGGUCUACCUCUUUAUGUCAAUGAGUGCCAUGCAAACCAGGAGGUCUUUGCAACGUACGAACAUUACAAUCUGCUCAAGAACAUAUACGCCAAGUAUGAUCCGUCGCGAUUCAUUACCAAGCAUAUGCUAGGGCCCAAAGGUUUGUAAGCCGACUGAUUAAAUCGAUCAAGUAUGUUUCCCUCAUUGGUACAUAGUACCUGGUCCCAUGUACAUCUCGAGACUUCCGUUUAUGUAACAUACGCUUCAGAAGCAAACAUGAAGGAGUAAACUGAUGAAGGUUUCCUGGCCAAGUUGG
Molecule: messenger RNA, 1779 nt
Organism: Mycena citricolor
Lineage: Eukaryota; Fungi; Basidiomycota; Agaricomycetes; Agaricales; Mycenaceae
Source: the annotation of a GenBank genome assembly